This is a messenger RNA of Spinacia oleracea (spinach), 1722 nucleotides long. Its product is annotated as pentatricopeptide repeat-containing protein At5g39710. The transcript has a single exon. NCBI's taxonomy places the organism in Eukaryota, Viridiplantae, Streptophyta, Magnoliopsida, Caryophyllales, Amaranthaceae. Gene Ontology annotation, molecular function: protein binding; mRNA binding. Gene Ontology annotation, biological process: mitochondrion organization; RNA processing. The coding region runs from base 1 to 1722 and encodes 573 amino acids. Gene Ontology annotation, cellular component: mitochondrion. The record is from RefSeq and is a predicted model, not a curated record.
AUGGCUUCCAAGGCUCUAACCAACCAUUCUCUCUCCUCAAAUCCCUAUUCUUCAUUGGCAACCACCAUAACCAAAAUCCUUCAAACCUUCAAUCCGGAUUUCCUCAACGCAAUCCCCCAAAAAGUACCUUUAAACAUCCCAGCUCUUACCCAAUUCUCCCCCCAUUUAAACCCUAAUUUAGUCCUCCAAGUUAUCAAAACCCAAACCAACCAUAAUCAUGCUCUCUUCUUCUUCGAUUGGGCUUCUCGCCCUUCCCCAAACCCCACAAAUUACUUUCACCCCUUCCGUUGUUACGUCACCAUGUUCGAAAUCCUUCUUUAUCAUCGCCUCUUUACCGCCGCCACCCACUUCCUUAACUCCCACAGAAUGCACAGCGAUUUCAUAAUUGCGAAGAUGAUUAAAGCGUGUGGUGCAGCGGGUAAUAUUCGAGGCGCCAUUGGUUGGUUUUAUCGAGCUAAAAGGGUCGAAAAACAUGGGAAUUGUAUUUCCUCGUGUAAUAAUUUAUUGGGUGUGUUGGUUAGGGAUAACCAGAUUAAAAAGGCGGGUGCAAUUUUCGAUCAGGUUGUUACAGAGGGUGUGAUUAAGCUGGAUGUUGUUACGUAUACGAUAAUUAUUAGAGGGUACUGUAAAAUUGGCAGGAUUGAGGAUGCAGCAAAGGUGUUCGAUGAAAUGCAAUGUAGACCGAAUAUGGUAACUUAUGGGACUCUAUUGAGUGGGUUUUGUAAGAAGGGUAUGAUGGUUGAAGCACAACAAAUUGUUGAUAAGAUGAUCACAAACCAGGAUUGUUUGCCAGAUUUGGUUACUUAUACAACAUUGAUUGAUGGGUAUGCUAAGAAGGGGGAUAUGGGAACGGCCAUGGCGUGUUUAGAUGAGAUGAUAAGGCAAGGUAUUGAGCCGAAUUUGAUCACUUAUAGCGCGAUUAUUAAUGGGUUUUGUUUGAUUGGUAAGGUUGAUGAGGCAAAGAAAAUAAUGGCUAAUAUGAGGUUGAAUGGUGGGAAGGAUCACGUUUUUACACAUACAAGCUUGUUAAAGGGAUUUUGUAUUGCAGGAAGAGUAGAUGAAGGUCGUAAACAUUUGGAUGAGAUGAUCACAUUAGGUGUAAAACCCGAUGUUGUAGCAUAUGGAGUAGUUGUGAAUGAGUAUUGCAAGUUAGGAAAUGCGAAUGAGGCAACUGCCCUUUUGAGGGAGAUGGUAGCAAGAGGCACUCAACCUAGUGUUAUUAGUUGCAAUGCUGUGUUAAAAGUUCUUGUAGAAAGAGGAGAAGUAGACGAAGCUGUAAUUUUAUUGAAAUGGAUGCCUGAAAUUGGUCUUGCUCCCAAUUUCCUGUCAUAUGUUAAUGUUAUAUCUAGUCUUAGUAAUACAGGGAUCGCGACAAGGGUUCAACAAGUUGGGGAAGUUGUAGAUUCAAUGCGCAGAGAUGGUCAUAAGCUUGAUCAUAGAACAUACAGUUCCUUAACAAUGAUGUAUAGUAAAAACGGGGAUAUGGAGAUGGCUGCUCGAGUUGUUAGUGAUGCUAUAAGGGAUGGGAAUGUGAUUAGUGUUGAGAGUUUUGCAGUAUUUGUGGAGGGAUACUUUGCAAAAGAAAAUAUUGCUGAGGCUGAACAAAUUGCACUAGAGUUGAUUAAAAGAUCUUCAGCUACUAUGUUGGACAAAUACCUAAAGGUCUUAAAUGAGCUAAAAUGUAAAUAUUUAGAUUGCACACUGUCUGAAGCAUCGCUGUAG